Molecule: messenger RNA, 1129 nt
Organism: Hibiscus syriacus
Lineage: Eukaryota; Viridiplantae; Streptophyta; Magnoliopsida; Malvales; Malvaceae
Product: protein MTL1-like
Exons: 1
Coding region: 25-669 (214 amino acids)
Source: RefSeq, a predicted model, not a curated record
AAAGCAAAGCAAAGCAAAACAAAGAUGCUCCCUCUCCCACUAAAGUUGGUACGACAAGCCCUUACCCAUCACCCAUUCCUCCUCUCCCAAAACACCCACCACCGUUGCCGUCGCCUCUAUCGCCAUCAUCACCAUUACAACGGCCAUGAUAUCGAAGAUGAAGAGGACGAAGACGAAAAUGAUUAUCAUGAAGACGAUGUCUGCAAUUCAAAAUCCAGCUUUUACAAUUUUCAUUGCCAUUCCUCAAAGCCGCCGAAACCCAAAUCCGAAACCAAAACCAAAACCCCAUUGCUUCUUUUUCUCCCUACGAGAGAAAUCAUCGGCGACACAUACAGUUUAGCCAACAUAGCCAGAGAAAUGGGCAUGGAUUUGCACCCUACGCCUUCCCUUUCUCACAUCAUUUUCUCUUUCUCUUCUUCAUCUCCCUCUCCUUCUUCCUCUUCCUCUUCCUCUGCUUCUUCCUCCGCCUUGUCUCUCUCUUCUUCCUUCUCCAUGCCUUUACCCACCGGUGCAGUUUUGAUUUCCUUCCCUACACUCUCUUCCUCUUCCCUCUCCCAUCUUCGAUCCUUCGUUUCCCUCUCUAAAGGCCUUUUCAAGCUGGUAUUUCUCACUACCGAUGACUCGGAUUGCGAUGCGAAACUCGAUGAUGCGCGUAACUGGGAUUACUAGUCCGUUUCUCUGUUUUCGAAGCGGACAGGCGAUCGGAUCGAUUCCAUUCAGUCGUUUCAAGGGCUUUAGCUGGAAUGGGAUGGACCCUUUUCAGUACGAGGAAAAACCCAUCUCUGGAUUCUCUUAGCACCGCUUCCAAAUCUGUUUAAUUGUUCAGGAAAGUGGAUUCGGGUCGGGUUCGUGGAGGGAGAGGCAAUGGGGAACGCAUGAUAAGAGAGCUGAGAUUGCCUUCGUUGGAUUUCAGGAAUGCUCCUUUGAAGAUCCAUCUCUGGAUUCUCUUAGCACCGCUUCCAAAUCUGUUUACUUGUUCAGGAAAGUGGAUUCGGGUCGGGUUCGUGGAGGGAGAGGCAAUGGGGAACGCAGGAUAAGAGAGCUGAGAUUGCCUUCGUUGGAUUUCAGGAAUGCUCCUUUGAAACUUUUGCAGUAUGUUGUUCUCCUUCCUUCCUUCCGUCCGUCCGUC